UUUUUCUUUGCCCCCAAUCUCCUUGCCGUGGUUGUGUUGCCUCCUUGGUGGAAUCUAGGUCUUGCGCUGUUUGUCCAGUCCUUCGGAAUUAGAAAUAUGCUGUGCUCCUAAUCAUCUCCUGUUGCUAUGUUCUAUGGCUCUGCGCCGCUGCUUAUUCGAUCCCUCUUGGGGAUUAAGGAACAGGGAAUCGUUUAUGAUGAAUCGAAAGAGGCACUGCUCCAUGCCUGCAAGCAGAAUGGGGCGCAGAAUGGGGAUAGGGAGGCUGCCGUGGAUGCUGAGAUAGCACGGGUUAACAAGCUACCUGCCCAUAGCUCCUAUGCUACACACCGCAUGAAGGUGUUAAACAAACUUCGCCAUCUGUUGUCUAUCAAGAGGACCACAUCCCAAGAUGAGGAGCUUGAACUUCUUUUUGCAAGCCUUUCAAUCUAAAGUGUCUCCCUGAUAAGUCAUGUUUUAGCCCUGCUAGGUGAGCGCACUAUUCCACUGUCCACAGUUAAUACCAUAUUUCCAAUAGUUUUCAAAUCCAAGGAGAUCCCGUUGCUUUCUGCACCAUAAGUUGUGGGUAACCUUGUGUGAGUGUGUGGUGUGCUCUGCUCCUCAUGACCUGGACGAUGUGGAAUGUUUGGAACUGUAUCAUAUACAAUCAGUUGUACGCAAACGGAGGGUUGUAACCGUAACUGUACUUGCUCUUACAAACGAUUUUAAGUUUGCUAAAUAACCAUGGUGUCUGCUGUUGCCUCGUUGGACUCCUGUUUA
This is a messenger RNA of Panicum hallii, 756 nucleotides long. RefSeq lists its product as uncharacterized. The record is from RefSeq and is a predicted model, not a curated record. NCBI's taxonomy places the organism in Eukaryota, Viridiplantae, Streptophyta, Magnoliopsida, Poales, Poaceae. The transcript is spliced from 4 exons. Bases 127 to 429 code for a protein of 100 amino acids.